Messenger RNA from Phytophthora nicotianae INRA-310, 1252 nucleotides. RefSeq lists its product as hypothetical. The transcript has a single exon. The record is from RefSeq and is a predicted model, not a curated record. NCBI's taxonomy places the organism in Eukaryota, Oomycota, Peronosporomycetes, Peronosporales, Peronosporaceae. Bases 55 to 984 code for a protein of 309 amino acids.
CGAAACGACACAAAGAAAUCCUCCUGAUAUUGCUGAGCGAGGAAGCUACGAGUCAUGUAUAUUGGGCCAUGGCAGGAGUAUCGACUGGCCAAGAUCCAGGACGAUGCGAUUCAGAGACUGCGUCAGGAAUGGGAGGCCCAGUUGUGUGAUCAACUGGCCCCAGGGGACGAUGACCGGAUCCGAGAGCUCAUGCAGCCACUGGUUGCAAAGCUUCCUUCGAUGUUGUUAGCUGCCAAGUCGAGGACAAAUGGAUCGAGUACGAGCUCGAGGAAUGGACAUUUGACGAGAUCACGUAGCAGUAUUAGCUCUGAAGCGAGCACUCGAUACUCCAGUCGACCAGAGUCGGCACGAUCAAGUGUCUCUACUGUAUCGACGAGGUCUAUAACGAGUCACAGGAGUGUACGAGAGACUGGUGUAGUGCAUCGACGUACAAAACCACAUGAGAAUAAUCAGGAAACACACGAUGGAAGCUCAUCAAGAGCUCCAUUCAAGCCUCCAAAGCCAAAGAAGAGCAAGAAAGCACUCACGGCAUUGGAGCAGGUGCAGAAACGCAAGAAAAUGUUUGCAACGUGGAUCAAACAAGCCGGUAAUAAUGACAAGAGUGACGCACCAGAACAAGGAACACCAGAAGCUAAAGCGGAGAUGAAGGAGGUUGUGAAGGUCAGCGUCAAAUUGCCAUCCAUACAAUCUGCUCGUCCUGCCAGUGCUGCGACCUUGAUCAGUGAUAAUAGAAGCUCCAAGGUCUCGUCACCCUUAAAAAUGCCACCUCUCAACAAGUUGAGCAUAUCGACAAACGCGUCUCCAAGCGAAGAGCUCUCACAUCAAGCAACAGUCAUGUCACCUCGAUUCUCGCCGUCCUCUAAUGCCGCUGACGUCGAUCUAGACGAGUCCGUGGACGAGGAGGAAAUCAACAAAUUACUGAAUUGGACCGACACUCUGCUCUCUCCGCAAGCCAUGGAUUCUCUCUGCAAUUUUGACGACUGAGCUUGUGAUGCGGAUCCUCCAGCAAAAUUCGUCUGUGUCUCCGGUUUUCAGUGUUCAUAGCCGUCUAUAAAUUAACUGAUUCACUCGCAUCUUCCUCCUACACAGUUACCAUACUAGUCACAGCCCCAUCUCGUCACUCACAAGGUCGAAACUGCUUCGGCGGCCGAGGACUCGACGAGUUCUGCUCUCCGUUCCCUCUUUUGCCAGAAACCUACAGCACCGCAAACCAUUGUUAAUAAACAAAUAAUACUUCAUCAUUCUCUAUCAC